UUUGUGGGAAGGAGUUGUUCUCUCCUUGUUUUGAUCGGAUCAGCUGAUUUUCUGCCCUGUUCUUGUCUCCCUCACGGUACCUGCUUGACAGAUUUUUUUUCUGAAUCUCAUAGACCCUCCGCUCGCAGUUGACCAGAGUUACCUAGCUAGUGUGUGAGAUUAUCCAUUCGUGCUUGCAGAAAGAUUGUUCAUGAUUUCAUCAGACAGCGAGGAGGAACUGUACACUGAGAGGACGGCUCUGAUGUCGGCCAACUCCUCUGCAAUGCCCUCAUAUCAGGAGAGGGACGGGACGCCUGGCUCUGCCAAUGUCCAGUCUAACUGGCGACGAUUGGCAGCCAGUCAACCAGCAAAUCCUGCGGAGAGGAGCAGUGGCACCGAAAGUGGGCCUGCAAGCAGAGAUGCAGGCGGGGAGGGUGAGGAGGAAGAAGAAGAGGAGCUGAUUCUAAAGUAUGGGGCGAAGCACGUCAUCAUGCUGUUUGUGCCUGUUACACUCUGUAUGGCGGUUGUGGUAGUGACAAUUAAAUCCGUCAGCUUCUACACACAGAAGGAUGGGCAACUAAUCUACACCCCAUUUACCGAAGAUACUGACUCUGUUGGACAACGUAUCCUCAACUCCAUCCUGAACACAUUAAUAAUGAUCAGUGUUAUUGUCGUAAUGACUAUAAUUCUUGUUCUUCUUUACAAGUAUCGAUGUUAUAAGUUUAUCCAUGGAUGGCUGAUUCUCUCGUCUCUCCUGUUGCUAUUCCUCUUCACAUACAUUUACCUGGGUGAAGUCUUUAAGACGUACAAUGUGGCCAUGGACUACCCCACCCUAAUCCUAAUCAUUUGGAACUUCGGAGCAGUAGGAAUGGUUUGUAUCCACUGGAAGGGACCUCUGCAGCUCCAGCAGGCUUACCUCAUCAUGAUCAGUGCACUGAUGGCCUUGGUCUUCAUUAAAUACCUCCCUGAAUGGUCAGCCUGGGUCAUUCUUGGCACAAUAUCUAUUUAUGAUCUAAUAGCAGUGCUGUGUCCUAAAGGUCCCCUACGUAUGCUCGUGGAAACAGCACAGGAGAGAAAUGAACCAAUAUUUCCUGCCUUAAUAUAUUCAUCCACAAUGGUUUGGUUGGUUACGAUGACAAAGCGAAGUGUGGACCCUGGCGAGCCUCUGAACUAUACUUGUAAUGCAGAUAAUUAUCGUGAUUUGGAGAUUGAGGCAAAUCACCAUGUUGCUGAGGGAUUGGACAAUGUUGCUGAUUUGCCUCCAACACAGAUUCAAGGUGUGCGCCAAUCAGCUGCCGGGGUAGAGGAACUCGAGGAAGAAAAGGGCGUGAAACUUGGUUUGGGGGACUUCAUCUUUUACAGUGUCCUGGUGGGCAAGGCUGCUGCAGGUGCCAGUGGAGACUGGAACACAACCUUGGCCUGCUUCAUCGCCAUUCUGAUUGGAUUGUGCCUCACGCUCCUGUUGCUGGCUGUGUUUAAGAAAGCUUUGCCAGCACUCCCUAUUUCCAUUACCUUUGGCCUGGUGUUCUACUUCUCCACUGACAACCUGGUGCGGCCUUUCAUGGACACACUCGCUUUUCACCAGUUUUAUAUUUAGGAACUCAAUGAAAACUCCACCUUGCUUGUACUGAUGACAGGUGCAGGUUUGGGGAAAUUUCAGCACUGAUCUUACCUUGUGGAAGUCCAGAAGAGGGGAUAAAAGGAUCAUUUAUAUAUUCAUAAUUUAAUGAUGCAAAUGUUGUAGCCAUUUUGAGUCUGAUAAAUCGUGCAAGAUUGAAUUUUAAGAAGUGUCUUUAUAGAAAUAAAAGUAUGUUUAUUAGUAACUGAUAAACCCACAUUUAGUUAUGUAAUGCCACUCUGCCUCACACUAGGCCCACAAAGGGUUUAGAAUGUAAACGCGUAACUGGAAUGCUAGAGUGAGGGAUGGAAAAUGUGCCAUGGAGUUUCAGACUGAAAUAUAUAGAAACUUGUUUAUUUUGUGUCAAAGAGGAAUUUUGUUUCUCAGUUAAUCAGCAAAGUAGAUGGAAGAGUUUAUUGGAGCAAGGUGUUGGAAGUAAAAUGAAUUUAUUAACCCAGCAUUGAAUUGUCACCCUUUGAGCAUGAAGGUGAAAGAUGCUGUUUCAGUUUAUGUAACCUAUAGAAUGUAGAACCCGUGCCCCUCCAAUCAGUGAAGGGAAGGAGUCAUUUCUAUUCUAUGUUUAGUGGUGAAUGUUUACUACAAAGAUCAUUCUGCUUGUCUAAUCAUUUGAAAUCCUGUGACCAAACUGGACUAUUUGUACCAAAUCACGAUUGCAUGAGGAAGUGAUUUGUACUCAACCUCAGCAAUCUAUUACCUCAGGGCGUGUACAGUUCAAGAGAGUAAAAUAGGAUUUCACAGUAGUCGGCAAGUAUUUGUAGUGUUUUACUAAAUCCAUUGGCAGGUGUCAUUUCAAGAUUGGGGGCAUCAUUUUAAGAUGAAGAGCAGAAAAAUUUAGAAAGGAUAUCAGAGGCACUUUUUAUUUAAACAGAGUGGUACAUGUUUGGAAUGGACCUCCAGGGGAAGUGGUAGAUGUAGGUAUUGUUACAGCAUUUAAAAGAUGCUUGGAUAUGUUCAUGAAUAAGAAAUGUUUGGAAGGAUAUGAGUCAAGCGCAAGCUGCUGGGUAAUAAAAUGUGAGGCUGGAUGAACACAGCAGGCCCAGCAGCAUCUCAGGAGCACAAAAGCUGAUGUUUCAGGCCUAGACCCUUCAUCAGAGAGGGGGAUGGGGUGAGGGUUCUGGAUUAAAUAGGGAGAGAGGGGGAGGCGGACCGAAGAUGGAGAGAAAAGAAGAUAGGUGGAGAGGAGAGUAUAGGUGGUGAGGUAGGGAGGGGAUAGGUCAGUCCAGGGAAGACGGACAGGUCAAGGAGGUGGGAUGAGGUUAGUAGGUAGAUGGAGGUGCGGCUUGGGGUGGGAGGAAGGGAUGGGUGAGAGGAAGAACAGGUUAGGGAGGCAGAGACAGGUUGGACUGGUUGUGGGAUGCAGUGGGUGGAGGGGAAGAGCUGGGCUGGUUGUGUGGUGCAGUGGGGGAAGGGGAGAUUUUGAAGCUGGUGAAGUCCACAUUGAUACCAUUGGGCUGCAGGGUUCCCAAGCUGAAUAUGAGUUGCUGUUUCUGCAACCUUCGGGUGGCAUCGUUGUGGCACUGCAGGAGGCCCAUGAUGGACAUGGCAUCUAAAGAAUGGGGGGGGGAGUGGAAAUGGUUUGCGACUGGGAGGUGCAGUUGUUUAUUGCGAACGGAGCGGAGGUGUUCUGCAAAGCGGUCCCCAAGCCUCCGCUUGGUUUCCCCAAUGUAGAGGAAGCCACACUGGGUACAGUGGAUGCAGUAAACCACAUUGGCAGAUGUGCAGGUGAACCUCUGCUUAUUGUGGAAAGUCAUCUUGGGGCCUGGGAUAGGGGUGAGGGAGGAGGUGUGGGGGCAAGUGUAGCAUUUCGUGUGGUUGCAGGGGAAGGUGCCUGGAGCGAACAAGGGAGUCACGGAGAGAGUGAUCUCUCCGGAAAGCAGACAAGGGUGGGGAUGGAAAAAUGUCUUGGGUGGUGGGGUCGGAUUGUAGAUGGCGGAAGUGUCGGAGGAUGAUGCGUUGUAUCCGGAGGUUGGUGGGGUGGUGUGUGAGAACGAGGGGGAUCCUCUUUGGGCGGUUGUGGCGGGGUGUGAGGGAUGUGUUGCGGGAAAUGCGGGAGACGCGAUCAAGGGCGUUCUCGACCACUGUGGGGGGAGAUUUGCGGUCCUUGAAGAACUUGGACAUCUGGGAUGAGCGCGAGUGGAAUGCCUCAUCGUGGGAGCAGAUGCGGCGGAGGCGGAGGAAUUGGGAAUAGGGGAUGGAAUUUUUGCAGGAGGGUGGGUGGGAGGAGGUGUAUUCUAGGCAGCAGUGGGAGUCGGUGGGCUUGAAAUGGACAUCAGUUACAAGCUGGUUGCCUGAGAUGGAGACUGAGAGGUCCAGGAAGGUGAGGGAUGUGCUGGAGAUGGCCCAGGUGAACUGAAGGUUGGGGUGGAAGGUGUUGGUGAAGUGGAUGAACUGUUCGAGCUCCUCUGGGGAGCAAGAGGCGGACUAGUUUAGAGAUUUUGGUCACUAUGGAUUGUUUGGACCAAAGGAUCUGUUUUCGUACUGUAUAUUUCUAUGGCCUUUUUUUUAAAAGAAAUGAAGCUCUUUAAGAGGUAAACUUGCAGCAUGAUCCAGUGAAAUACAACAGAAUACAGGACUGGGGUGGGGUAAUAACAUUACUUGGCCACUGCUCCAACUCUGCCUAGCAAAGCCUCACCCUGGAACUGAAACGUCACAAUUAUUCAUUAAUGUCAUAUGAAUCAGGAAUAGGCCAUUUAGCCCCUCAAGCCUGCUCUGCCAUUCAUUAAGAUCAUGGCUGGUCUGAUUGUAACCUUGCAUCCACAUUCCCACCUAUGCUGAUAAUCUUUCACAAUCCUCUGCCUUAACCAAAGUCUAUCCACGUCUUCCUUCAAAAAAUAUUCAAGGAUUUUACUUCCACCAACUUUUCAGGAAGCACGUUCCAAAAGACUUGUAUUGCUUCAGGAAAAAAAAAUCACCCAAUCAAUGUUUAAAAUGGGUGAUUCCUGAUUUUUACAUUGACAGUCCUAAUUCUAGGUUCUCCGAUGAAAGGGGAUGCAUCCACCUGUCAAAACCCCUUAGAAUUGUAUGUUUCAAUCAAGUCACCUCUUACACUUCCAAGCCCAGCACAUCCUAUCUUUUCUAAUUAGAGUAGAGGUGGUGGCCAAGUGAUAUUAUUGCUGGAUUGUUAAUCUGGAGACCCAUGUAAUGGUCUGGGAACUUGGGUUCAAAUCAAGCAUGGUCAAAUGGUGGAAUUUGAAUUCACAAAAAUCAGGAAUUGCAUGUAAUGAUAACCUUGAAAACAUUGUUGAUUCUCAGGAAAAGCCAUCUGGUUCAUUAAUAGCCUUUAGGGAAGGAAACUGCUGGCCUAGAUGUGACUCCAGGCCCCCAGUAAUGUGGUUGACUCUUAACUGUCUUCUGGGAAAUUAGGGAGAGACAAUAAAUGUUAGCUUAGCUAGUAAUGCUCGCAUCUUGUGAAAGAAUAAAAAUAAAUCCUCACAUUCCAGCUACUAUUCUGGUAAACCUUCCCUGAAUGGCCUCCAAUUUAUUACAUCCUUCCUUAAAUAGGGUGACCUGUAUUGUAUAUAGGACUCUAGAUGUUGUCUUACCAGUGCCCUAUAUAACAGUAUAACCUCUCCACUUUUAUUUUCAAUUCCUGUUUUAAUAGAAUAUUAUAAUUUAUUGCCUUUCCUAAAAACUUGCUCUACCUGCACACUAACCUUUUGUGAUUCAUGCACAAGGGCACAGAUCCCUUUGCAUCUCAGUUUUGCAAUCUCUCAACAUUUAGAUAUUAUGCGUACUUUUAUGCUUCCUGCCAAAAUGGACAACUUCUGUCACACAACUCCAUUUGCCAGAUCUUUGCCCACUUACUUAACCAAUCUACAUCCCUGUGUCCUGUUCACUCCUUACUUUCCUACAGGGCUUUGUAACACCAUCAAAUUUAGCAACUUUACAUUCUGCCCAUUUAUAUAAAUCAUAAAGAUUUGAGGUCCCAGCAAUGACCUUAGUGGCACACCACUCAUUAACAUUUGGAAAGCAGUGACAGAAUCGGUCCGAGUCAGCAUGGAUUCCCUGAAGGGAAAUCAUGCUUGACAUGUCUUUCGGAAUUUUUUGAGGAUGUGAUCAGUAGAGUAGACAGUGAUGAAUCAGUAUUUGUUGCAUGUCUGGACUUUCAAAACGUUUUUGAAAAGGUCCCACACGAGAUUAGUAAGCAAAAUUAAAGCUCACUGUAUCGAAGCUAAUGUAUUGACACGUGUAGAGAACUGGUUGGCAGACAGGAAGCAGAGAGUUAGAAUAAAUGGGUCCUUUUCAGCGUGGCAGGCAGUGACGAGUGGGGUACCACAGGGUUCGGUGCUGGGACCUCAGCUGUUUACAAUAUACAUUAACAAUUUGGACGAAGGAAAGCCUUAUCUCCAAAUUUACAGAUGACACUAAGAUGGGUGGCAGUGUGUGCUGUCAGGAGGAUGCCAAGAGGCUGCAGGGUGACUUGGACAGACUGCCUGUGUGGAAAAAUACUUGGCAAAUGCAAUAUAAGAUGGAUAAAUGUGAGGUUAUCCACAUUUAUUCACCUUGGUUGCAAAAACAGAAAGGCAGAUUAUGAUCUGAAUGGUGGCAGAUUAAGAAAAAGGUGACAUGCACCAAGACUUGGGUGUCAUGGCGGAACAGUCACUGAAGGUUGGUAUGCAAGUGCAGCAGGCAGUGAUGAAAGCUAAUACACAUUCUCCUUCAUAGCGAGAGGAUUUGAGUAUCAGAGUGAGAAUGUCUUGCUUCAGUUAUACAGGGUUUUGGUGCGGUGACAACUUGAGUGUUGUGUGCAGUUUUAGUUUACUAGUCUGAGGAAGGACAUUCUUCCUAUUGAGUAAGUGCAGCAAAGGUUCACCAGACGGAUUCCCAGGAUGGCAGGACUGACAUAUAUGAGGAACGACUGGGUCGACAGGGCUUGUAUUUGCUGGAAUUUAAAAGAAUGAAGGAGAAUCCCAUAAAAACACUUGAAAUCCUGAUGGGACUGGACAGGCUAGAUAUAGGAAGAAUAUCCCUAAUGUUGGGGAAGUCCAGAACAAGGGGUCACAGUCUAAGAAUAAGGGGUAAGCCAUUCAGGACUGAGAUAAGGAAGAAUUUCUUCACUCAGCUGUGAAAUUCUGUCCCACGGAAAGCUGUUGGGGCAAGUUCAUUAGAUAUAUUCAAGAGGGAGCUGAAUGUGGCCCCUGUGAUUAAAGGGUUCAAGGGGUAUAGGGAGGGGUGGGAAUGGGAUACUGAGAUUGCAUGAUCAGCCAUGAUUGUAUUGAAUAGUGGUGUAGGCUUGACAGAUCUAAAAGAUUUUUUUUAUUACAUUUUGCCAACCUGAGAAAGACCCAUUUAUGCCUUCUGCCUCCUUGUUAGUCAGCCAAUCUGCUAUCCACACCAAUUUUCCAUCACCGACAUUUAUUUUCUGUAGGAACUUUUGAUGUGACAUCUUAUCAAGUAGAUCAGUAAUUGAGGUAGCAAGAGGGGAACAACUAUAUUGGUAGUAUGCAUAAAAGCAUCCAUUUAACUACAACAUACUGGAGGUUGAAAAUUGAAAAAUUGUGAAUGCAUCAGGUGUGUGCUGUUGUUGGAUACAACCACUAAUUUCCCCAAUGUGCAGAGUUGCCAUUAAUCUGAUGUUAAUGUUUUAGAAGUGUGUACACAGAAACAGAGGAUUAAGUUUUUAAAAACUGAAGGCAGUUUUGGUCCAGCUUCAGCCUCAGCAAAUUAUAAAUUACCUUCGGUGAAACAAAAUAACUGAAGUUUUAUAGAAAUGCAGCAUUUUAUUGAUUAAAUGUACAAGUUAUAAUAAUUGACUCCA
Messenger RNA from Stegostoma tigrinum, 7376 nucleotides. It is a transcript of the gene psen2, whose product is annotated as presenilin 2. Gene Ontology annotation, biological process: calcium ion transport; amyloid-beta metabolic process; membrane protein ectodomain proteolysis. Bases 191 to 1576 code for a protein of 461 amino acids. The transcript is spliced from 11 exons. The record is from RefSeq and is a predicted model, not a curated record. Gene Ontology annotation, molecular function: aspartic endopeptidase activity, intramembrane cleaving. Lineage: Eukaryota; Metazoa; Chordata; Chondrichthyes; Orectolobiformes; Stegostomatidae. Gene Ontology annotation, cellular component: mitochondrial inner membrane; ciliary rootlet; neuromuscular junction.